GUCAAAUGACCAAAGUCAAACUAAACUAAAGCCAGUCAGUUUAAUGUCACUGCUGCUAUCAGUAUACUGUAAAUACGUAUUUUUUUAAUAAAUUGUGUAAAUUGUUAAAACAGACGUAUGCCAAUAGGAAAACAGUGUACUACAAGAUUUGUGUUGGAAAUUGCGAUUAAGAAACUAAUGUCAAGUUGAAGGAUUCAAGUUCGUAAUUGCUUGAUUGAAGAUACAUUUAAUGAAUCUGUGUCAACAAUAAUAGAAAGAAAAGUAAGAGGUUGGUUAAGUGGAGUGAUUGACGACAUGCGGCGAAGUAGUCCAGUGCAACAGUGGCUGGAUUCCCUGCCAGCUGAUGAUACAGUCGCACCUGAAGAAACUAGUGAAGAAGUAAAGAUUUCAGAGCCCAAGUCUGAUGACAAUGAUAGCAAAGCAGAUGAAACAGUAACUGAGAACACAGUUAUAGAACCUAUCAAAGAUGAGCUCCAAGAUGACCAGAACCUAGAAGUUCCUUUAAAAGAAGCCUGGAAAAGGAAGUCACUUGAUAGUGGGUUACUUACUAGCACUCCUCAAAGAACAAAUGUUAAAAGACUGCAGCGGGACCAUUCAAUACAAUCAGAGGGAUACUCCCCCAAGUUUAAGAAUCCAUUAUUUAGGGACCAUUCUUUGCAGUCUGAUAAUAGUGGUUCAAGUGGAAGCUCAGUUUUAAAUGUACUGGGAGCUCGAAAAGUUGAUGCUGAGUCUGUACUGCUUGCUUUAGGCUUUGGACCAAGUGAAAAGCAGCAAAAAUUGCAAAGAAUCCCUGACAGAUUUUUAGCACCAUCUAAACUCAAAGGUAUAAGUACAGAAGAUUUUAUAAAGAAAGAGCAGCACUCAAUGCGGAUGCAUGAUUGUGGUAUAUUUGGAUAUAGAGGUCUUACUGGGAAUCCUCAUGUUCCACCGUCGACAAUUGUAGCUAAAAUAAUAGGUUGCAUCCUUCAAGAUGAGGUAUGUCGUGAAGAGGCGUUAAUAAAAUCCAGACACUCGAUAGCAGACAUGCGAACUCAACCAAACCUCAGUGCAAUUCUCGCCGCGCGUAUGCGCCACAACUAGAUAAACAAUCGUGACCUUACCUGCCUUUGUAUAAACAACACUUCAACCCGAAUUAUAAGCACAUUAUUUAAUUCGUGGUAUAAAAAUAUCGGUUGUUAAAUAAGCAAUGCAAUUCCCAAUGUAAUUCCCAGUUUAAGCUCAAAAUUACACGCUCAACGUAAAAUAUUGUUAUUGGUGAAGGGAUAACUAAUUUAUUUAUAUGUAUAAUAAGAAAAGACUUAUACCAUUGAAUGGAACAUUUCUAAAGUAAACCCGACUGUUAAUUACAAAACCAAAUCACAAUCUGUAGUAAACCUAAGGUUAAAAGAGUUUAUUAAUGUUAAAGUUCCGAUAUUUUAAAGAGUAUCUAAAUCUUAUAUUUCUUGUACUACAUAGAAUUAGGGAUCAUACAUUUUUGACAAGUUUUAAACAGUAAAAGUAGUCGGAUGUAAUGGAAUACCUCUUCCUUACAAUAUUCUAAAAUAUAGAUAUUUAUUAGAAGUCAAUAAAAAAUUUAAUAGAAAUAAAUCUAUCAUUUCCUAUGACUAUUUCUGAGCUUAUUGUAAAUAACUUAAAAUUCUACGUAUUUAAAUAAAAGAACUUACGUAAUGUUAAGCCAAAUGUUAUUGAUUGUACUUAUCGCUUCAUAUUUAUGACGUAGGUGUAGUGCAAAGACUAUAUUAUGACUAUUGUUUGUUUGUAUCCUAGAACCUAGAUACUUUUGGGUCAUAUCAAACUUGCCUGAAUAUAAAAAUGAAAUCUGAUUUAGGUACCUAAGUGUUUUGUGAUAGUGAUGUAAAUAGUGUUAUAUUUUCUUAUUAUAAUUAUUGGUAUUUAUUUCUAAAAGUAAUAAAUUUUAAAAAUUUAAUUUCAUUGUAAUGCAUUUUAUCUACUGUAGAUAUUUAGUAUGUAAAACAAAGCUUUUAUCGGCGUUGCGAUGAGAUACAAUCUCUGAGAAUUUUGUGAUGUAAGAUGUGACUCGAAUAUAUGUAUAUCAUUUUAUUGUUUGUUAAUUCAAUUGGAAAUUGUAUUUAGUGAAUUGCAAUGGGGCAGUCAUUUGUCAUAAAUACUAACAAAUGAUAGCUUAGUUCAAACAAAGAUUUUGCACAGAACUUGAAAUAAGGUACUGCUGGUCCAGUGCAAGUAAACAAAUUACUUAAAAGUAGCUAAUUGAAAGUCUUGAACCUAUGGGAACUUGAGCAUUGUGAAGAAUGUGAAGACCUUUUAAUGCCUAUAAUAAUAUUAUACCGUUUGGAGUAGGUAUCAGGGAGGUCUGGCAAAAUAUGGCCUCCCCUCUAAAUGCGUUUUGCCCUUCAUACCAAAACACUUGUUAGUUAUGACAGACAGUGAACAAAAUAAUUAUAAAAUUUAUUUAUGAUCUGAAUUUCUUACUUACUUAUUCGAUUAUGUUGAUGACUUAAUAUGAAAAUAAGAUUUUAUUUACUUGUGCCUUAUAUAAAAUCGGUACUUGUAUAAUUUAAGGUGAUUCAAAUCAUUCCUAAUAAUAAAUGUGCAUUGCAUUUCGACGGUAAAUAAAGUUGUCUAUGAUUACCAAUUUACCACUGCUGUGUUACUGUACUAAGCCAAAGCUUUUAAAGUCUUCUAAAGGGAUUAAAUGGUAUUCCAAAUUGACCAAGUAAUCACUUUGAAGGAUUUUAAAACAACAUUCCUAAGAUUAAAAUGUUCAGGAAGUGAAAUGCAGUGUUGAUAGAAGCGUUUAACGAUAUUUAAUUAUAGAAUUUAUGAAUGUUAGAACAAAAUAUUAAAUUUUAUGUAAGUUAAUAGCUUAGGUAGGUUCCGCUCACUUCCUGAAGCCAAGGUCUGUAGAUAAACUGGCCUUAAACUAUUGUGAUGUGGUUAAUGUGACCUGAUCCUUAUAUGUCAUAUUAUUUUUGCUCAUUAAAUUAGGUACUUAACUGUAUUAUUUGAAGAUCUGAAUAUGAAUGUGUGUGUCGAAUCAAUUGUAAACUGAAACCCAG
Molecule: messenger RNA, 3038 nt
Organism: Spodoptera exigua (beet armyworm)
Lineage: Eukaryota; Metazoa; Arthropoda; Insecta; Lepidoptera; Noctuidae
Source: the annotation of a GenBank genome assembly